This is a messenger RNA of Necator americanus (New World hookworm), 2055 nucleotides long. RefSeq lists its product as uncharacterized. Bases 1 to 2055 code for a protein of 684 amino acids. The record is from RefSeq and is a predicted model, not a curated record. The transcript has 17 exons. Lineage: Eukaryota; Metazoa; Nematoda; Chromadorea; Rhabditida; Ancylostomatidae.
AUGCAUGAUCGAUGGAUAAUAAUCCUCUCAUUGUUUCCCGUAUCAGUGUAUUCGUUAUCGUGCUACAUUUGUGGAGACAGUAACCUUGAUGAGUUCGGAGAAUGUGCAACGCAAUUUCAGUACGAUUGCCAGAGUUAUGCUUCAAGGUUUCCAACUGAUGAAACAAUCUAUUGUCGAACAACAAGGCAUCGUGCAGCUAACAACACUUUCACUGUGAUGAAAGAAUGCAUAUCGGAACAGGAUCACUACCAUACAUUCCCCAAUAAAGGCUAUCCGAUCGAUGAAGAAUGUGAUCUGGUGGAUGUUCAGGGUGAAGAGGUAGCGUACUGCCUAUGCCGUAAUCAAAAUCUCUGUAACAAACCACCAAUCGCUGAUCAAUUCAUAGCAUUCGAAGAGAAACAUCCGGAAUUGUUUGGAGAUGAUCCAGCCGUGACCUCGUCAAUCCCAUCAGGGCCAGCGCCGUUAGCGAUACCGCACCCGAAUUCGGCAAAGGUUGGCUUCGGUGCACCCCAGGUUCCUCUGCCGCCAAUUAUCCCUAUAAAUGAUCCGAGGGCGAAAACUCAUGUAACUGAAACGGAUAUCAGGCGAGCACAGCUACCAAUACGAGAAAAAGUGACCGACGCCGGAUUAACUGCGGUUGAACCGCCGGUACCGCCACCAGAAAACAUGGAUUUCUUCAAAUUGUCACCCGCACAAGCUGGACAAGCCCAAUUCGUUGGUAGCAUCGGAAUGAAUCGUCAUGCUGUGGCCGUUCAGCCCUCUUCCGGUUCUUCUAAUGCUCCCAAAGCUGCUAGGAUGCCUACAGAGUUGAAAUGCGCUCAAUGUGGACAAUCGGGUCUUCGUACGUUGGAUGCGGACUGCGAGAGGCAAACCGUCACACGUUGCCAGGAAUCCGAUGCCGUUUGCUUUACGAGACAAAUUAUUGCUAGUCCAGGUCAAAACGCCAUCGAAAAGAUGUGCGUUUCAUGGCAAGCGGUUCAAGCAGAAUUCCCCUCGGCCACCAUGGACUCCUGCGAUGAAUCAAACGAUGGACGAGUUCGUUACUGUACCUGUCGUACAGAUGAAUGUAAUUUCAGCCCUAUUUCCCUUCAGAUUUCAAAGGAUUUCCCCGAAGAAUUGUCUCCACAAAUAGGAAGAGAACAGUCGGAACACGCACCGAUUCCGUCAAAUCCUGCGCUACAAGCGAAAUCUUCUGGAUCUCCACCGGCACCGCCGCCUGAACCACCACGUAGCAUCAUUGCGCCCCUACCACCUUCACCACCACGUAUUGAAGAAGUCCCUACGGAGAUUAGAAAGCCAGAGGAUCACAGCCAGGAAAAAACGCACAGCUCUCCGCAUUUCCACGAGGAAGAUAACGGAAAGGGAAGCGAACCGCUGGGAAUCCGAGAAGAACUCGUGAGACCAAAUCCGAACGCAUUACCACCACCAAUUCAAGCAGUCCAAUCUAAUCAGCGUUUGCUAAGGUGUUCCGCAUGUGUGGAAUCGGGAAUAACAGAUCCCACGGCGGAUUGUUCCUCAACCGCUCCAGCGUUAUGUUCGGCUCAGGAGGAGUACUGUCUUACGAAGCAAACUCAGAAUGAUGACGGCUCUUUCACAAUGGAGAAACGAUGUGCCGAUCGGGAAUCACUCGCCUCUCUCACUGAUUCCUCGGAAGCGAAAUCAGGAUGUUCUACCGCCGGCGACGGAAUGAUCAACUAUUGCCUUUGUCAGGGUGAUCUCUGCAAUAAGGACAGCCUUCUUGCUCAGGCACAGAUCUCAGGUGUACGUAAGCCAGAAUCAUCUUCAAGACCGAAAACACCCUCCACAGAACAGAUUCAGAGGAUCGAUCCGCCUAAGCCAGCUCCACCGAAUAUGCCAACCGUAUUUUUGGAUAAGGAUGAGCCGUCCGACAUGGCAACUGCUCUUGUGCCAACGAUAAGGAUAACCGAUGAGGAGAAGGAGCUUAUCGCACGACAAAAGGAGUGGGCGGAAGCGGAUCUGACCGGAGGAGGAUCAUCACCUCCACUCAAAUUUAUUUUCCUUUCUACCUUUCUCAUCAUCGUUGCUUUCUUAUAA